AUGUCUAGCAUAAUACCAUCAUCAUCAAAGCAAUUAUACUAUAAAGUAACUCAAAUAAGAUCAUCAAUAGGAAUGCCACCAAAGACAAGAAAUACAUUAGCAGCUUUGGGAUUACGUAGAAGAAAUCAAAUUAAAUAUAUUAAAUGUGAUGUUUCAAGUGCUCAUUCAUUAAGUAAAGUAAAAGAAUUAAUUAAAGUUGAAUUAAGUGAUCAAUUUAAAACUAAUAGAGAAAUUAAUAUGGAGAGAAAAUGGCCAAAUGGAUUUGAAUUAAUAAAAGAUGGUACGAGGAAAGUAUAUGAAUGA
Messenger RNA from Lodderomyces pseudojiufengensis, 303 nucleotides. It is a transcript of the gene MRPL33, whose product is annotated as mitochondrial 54S ribosomal protein uL30m. Bases 1 to 303 code for a protein of 100 amino acids. Lineage: Eukaryota; Fungi; Ascomycota; Pichiomycetes; Serinales; Debaryomycetaceae. The record is from RefSeq and is a predicted model, not a curated record. Gene Ontology annotation, biological process: translation. The transcript has a single exon. Gene Ontology annotation, cellular component: large ribosomal subunit; mitochondrion. Gene Ontology annotation, molecular function: structural constituent of ribosome.